Messenger RNA from Scomber japonicus (chub mackerel), 3087 nucleotides. RefSeq names its product carboxy-terminal kinesin 2-like. The transcript has 17 exons. Gene Ontology annotation, biological process: microtubule-based movement. The record is from RefSeq and is a predicted model, not a curated record. The coding region runs from base 44 to 1930 and encodes 628 amino acids. Gene Ontology annotation, molecular function: microtubule motor activity; microtubule binding; ATP binding. Lineage: Eukaryota; Metazoa; Chordata; Actinopteri; Scombriformes; Scombridae.
AGGACACAUCUGAAGCUUUUUAGACGGAGUUUUAUCACAGACUAUGUCCCGCUUGCCAGUCAUGACAAGUAAGAGGGUCCUCACAAGCAGCAGCAGCUCCGAGAACAGUCAGGACAUUCAGGCGCCUGCUCAGAAGAGGAUCCGUAAAGACCUAGAUAAUGUUAAACCAAAGGCGGCAGCAACGAUCAUUGGUGCCAAGCGGCCUACUGUUGCAGCAUCCAGGGCGCCUCUUUCUAGGCCGAUUCGAGCAGGAGCUGCUACGGUGGCUGUUGCUCCUUCCAGAGGUGCCCUGAAGCCGUCUUUAGCUUCGGCUGCUGCGAAAGGAGGAAACAUGAAACAAACUGUCGGAUCCACUGGCACAAAAACAGGUGCCACCCGUCGGCCUGCAUGGGAUCUGAAGGGAAAGGUCAGCGACAUGGAGGGUAAGCUCAGUAACUUCCAGAGCAAAGUCAAAUCUGUCAACCAGGAGAACGAAUCUCUGAAAGGCUCGAUGGCCCAGACCCGGUCAAGAAUCAUGGAGAUGGAGAGCGAGCUUCAGAAGCAGAGGAGCCAGAUCAGUGAAUAUGAAGAAGAGCUGCAGGCGCUGUCGGGGGUCAGGGAUGAGUUGGAGAAAGUGUCGAGUGAUAAGAGCACUCUUCAAACAGAGUUCUCCAACUUAGAGGGAAAAUACAAGGUCAUGGAGACUCUUCGUGAUAGCCAAGAGACAGAGCUACAAACUCUGAAGAUGAAGCUUUCAGUACAGGAAUCCACUCUCACUCGUGUGCAGACGACCCUCAAAGACACAGAAGAAGAAGUUUGCUCUCUCAAAGACACCGUGGCUCAACAGAAGGACGAGCUUCACGCUGGUGAGAUGGAGCGCCGACGUCUCCACAAUACGAUCCAGGAGCUCAAGGGCAACAUCAGGGUCUUUUGCAGAGUGCGCCCACUGGUGGAUGGAGGCCUCAGCAAACACAUCCAGCUCCUCGAUAGUGACAACAAGUCAGUAACACUGGCCAAAACUGAGGAGUCUCACACAGGCAAAACUGGUGACACUCAAAAGAAUUACAACUUCAGUUUUGACCGUGUUUUCAGGCCCCAGGCUUCACAGAAGGAGGUGUUUGAAGAGAUCUCCCUCCUGGUGCAGUCAGCCCUGGAUGGCUACAACGUCUGCUGCUUCGCCUAUGGCCAGACAGGAAGUGGAAAGACGUACACCAUGGAGGGAGACGAGUAUGACGACACCAGAGGUGUCAUUCCCAGAGCUGUGCAGCAGAUCUUUAAAGCAGCAGAGAAGCUGGAAGCACAAGGCUGGGAGUUCACCUUCACCGCAAGUUUUGUUGAAAUUUACAACGAGACCCUUCGGGACCUCCUUUACACCGGAAAGGCCAGCAAGAGACCCGAGCAUGAGAUCCGCAAAUCAGCAAACAACGAGAUUUCAAUCACCAACCUCACCUAUGAGCAGGUCUCCACCGAGGAUCAGGUUCUCGGCUUGAUAGCUGUGGCCAACCAGAAUCGCUCCACUGCCCAGACAGCCCAGAAUGACCGCUCCUCUCGCUCCCACUCAGUCUUCCAGCUGGACAUCGAGGGAGUGAAUGCUGGCAGGGACGUCAAAUGCAAGUCCACUCUGUGCCUGGUAGACUUGGCUGGCAGUGAGCGAAUGGCAAAGAGUCAGUGCCAGGGAGAGCGCUUUAAAGAGAUGACUGCAAUCAACAGCUCCCUGUCCAACCUCGGCAUCGUUAUUGCAGCACUGGCCAACAAGGAGAGCUACAUUCCCUACAGGAACUCCAAGCUUACUUACCUUCUGCAAAGCUGUUUGGGAGGAAACAGCAAGACCCUGAUGUUUGUUAACAUCGCUCCAGAGCCAGAAAGCUUUGGGGAAACUCUCAACUCCCUGAGGUUUGCCAGCAAGGUGAACGACUGUGUUAUUGGAACUGCAAGUGCCAACAGGAAGUAGAGUCACGUCCAGAGGCAGUUAGCUAAUAGAGGGAGCCUAGAGUGUUGCAGGAAGUGGUUUUUAUUUUGUUUUUUAUCAGAAUACACAUUUUUAAAAUAAGCUAUUACUUAUUUUAAGCAUGUGUAUGCUUUUAAUGCACAAUAAUGUGUAACAUAUAGAAUAUAAAUCAUUAUAUUUUGGGAGAAAAUAAGAUUCAUUUUCAUCCCCUCUCUCUUAAUAUUUCUGCUGGAGUGAGAAACAAAAAGGGUCAAACUGCAGCACCUCAAACCGCCCCCGUCAUGCCCCCCUCAUGCCCCCCUCAUGCAGGUGUUAUCAUCCUGUAAAAUAGUGGAAUUAGCUGCAGAGGAUCACCGUCCAAUUCCCGUUUCUAACUGCAAGCAAUCCUUUUUCCAUUCGUGACCCAAAAAAACCCUAACUUCAUGGUGAUAUUUACUGUACUAACCAAAACCAUGAUAUUAACCAAACUCUAACAUGGUGUUCUGCUUCUUUUCCAAUCCUAACCAGAUCACAACAUAGCAUUAUCUCACCAUGAAACAUAAUUGUUAGGUGUAGUCAUUUGGGGCUUGGCUGCCUCCCUUCAACCAAGAAAAACAUGGCAACCCGCAACGCAGAAGUACAUUCACUUUAUGAAAGUCGGAACAAAGUUUUAAAUUAGGACUUGUAGAUCUGAGUAAAGACUCUGCAGCUGGAUUGCUCAUUUCUCAUUCAUAAACACAUUUUUAUUUUUAUUUUUCUUGGACUUCUAAAGUACUAGUACUCAUGCUCAAAUCCCAUUGACUCAGAGAACUGGGACCUCAUGAAGGAGGUCUCCCGUUCUCUCAUAGAAAACAGAGCGACCCAUGGCUGACACCAAAUAUGCACACAGGAACAUGAAUUCAGCAAAUCUGAUCAGUUAAGUCUGAUUGCAGCCGCAGUUCAUAGAGUGACAGGAACAAUGACUGCUUUGAUUACUUGGUGGGAUACAAGAACGCCAACUAUAACCACUCUUUCCAUCUUUCAUCUGCUGUAACAACUCUUUUACACAUGUGUUUCUGUGGAAAAACAUGACUUGUAUAAAUAUUUUAUUGAUUUUCAAAGUUUGACAAUUGUUGUAAUCUUACCCAUUUGGGUUACAUGAAAUCUUAAUAUUCGUGGCUUUCUAAUAAAAAUCAAAUAGA